Agrilus planipennis (emerald ash borer) is the source of this 1725-nucleotide messenger RNA. It is a transcript of the gene isoQC, whose product is annotated as glutaminyl-peptide cyclotransferase. Gene Ontology annotation, molecular function: glutaminyl-peptide cyclotransferase activity; zinc ion binding. The transcript has 6 exons. The coding region runs from base 362 to 1417 and encodes 351 amino acids. NCBI's taxonomy places the organism in Eukaryota, Metazoa, Arthropoda, Insecta, Coleoptera, Buprestidae. The record is from RefSeq and is a predicted model, not a curated record.
CACGUAACUAAGUAGUUCUAAUGUACAUGCUAGACGUCAACGGUUUAAAUGGCUGCCUAAUCGCUGUUAUACGUGAAAAAAAUUUUUUAUCUCAAGAUACUGGUGCAAAUUGAAGAAAGAUAAUUAGAAUUCAGCAGUGAAGUAAGUUUAAUAAAAAUGCAAAUGCGACUUGUCACAUUUUUGCCACGUCAAUCAAAUCUGGCAGGGAAAUGCUUCCUCUCAAGGCCGCAAUCUGGAGGUGGAGGUUCGAGUGCUCAAAAAGAAGUUGAGGAAAACCCAAAAAGUUUUUUCAACAGAACAGUUGUUUCGUUGGAAUUAAUACACAUUUAAAAGUUAUCGGUUGUUGUUUUCCGUUUCUAAAAUGCAGUUGUCAACUAUUUUAAUUUCUAUUUUUGUUUAUAUAAGCCAUUCUUAUGCCAACCAAAAAUUUCUUCAAAAGAAAGAUAAUCAUGUUCCUAAAGAAUUGAGUGAUGGACAAGUACAAUACUUGGCUGGAUUAUCUGAUAUAAAACAUAUGGACCAAGUUUUAAAUAAUAUUCUAAUUCCAAGAGUAGUAGGAACAUCGGGACAUGAUAAGGUACAAAAUUACAUUGCCAGCCAACUCAGAAAAUGGGGCUGGGAUGUUGAGAUCGACGAAUUUCAAGAAAAUACUCCUAAUUUCGGUAGAUUAACUUUUAAAAACAUUAUAGGCACUUUGAAUCCAAAAGCUGAAAGAUUUUUAGUUAUAGCUUGUCAUUAUGACAGCAAGUAUUUCAGCUCUGAAGAUUUUAUUGGAGCAACCGAUUCAGCAGUGCCUUGUGCAAUGAUGUUGAAUUUAAUUAAAGUGAUGAAGAACGAUUUGGAGCAAAUCAAAACUAAAAGGGAUCUUAGUUUAAAGUUGAUAUUUUUUGAUGGUGAGGAAGCAUUCAAAGAAUGGACCAAAACUGAUUCUUUGUACGGGGCAAGACAUUUGGCCAAAAAAAUGGAUCAGACAAACUUCUAUACUUUGGACAAUGAAAAUAUAAAGAAUAUUCAAAGAAUUGACAUUAUGGUCCUUUUAGAUUUGAUUGGGUUUUCAAGGCCUCAAUUUUAUAGUUUUUUCAAACCAACAGAAAGAUGGUAUAUAAGACUUGUGGAUGCAGAACAGCGUUUAGCACAAAUGGGACUUCUGAACAUUCCCCAAUUAACUUUUAAUAGGAGAUCUUCAAAUUCCUACAUUGAAGAUGAUCAUAUUCCGUUUUUGUUAAGGCGGGUUCCAAUUUUGCAUUUAAUUUCAACACCAUUUCCUACAGAAUGGCAUACUUCUGCAGAUAAUAGGAAUAUUGUGGACUUGCAAGUUACAGAAAACAUCAAUAAGGUUUUGAGAAUUUUUGUCGCCGAGUAUCUACAUCUUUUGGAGGAAGAGCAGUUUGAGGAGAACUUUAAGGCAGAGCUGUGACCUGAUCAACUAUAACAAUUUUAAACAUUUUGUAACUAAAGAACGCUUUUAGUGGUGCUUUUAUUACAUGAUGUUUUUUAAGUGACUUCUACAAUUUAAAUGAGAACUUUGGCGUUUACAAACAGUAUCAGUUAUUUGAUUAUUGCAACUUUUUAAUUACAGUAGUAACAAAAUCACAAAUAAGUUUAACUUGUAUACAAGAGCAGUACAAACGUACUCGUUUUUCUGGUAUAUUCUGCAUUUAAUUGUUAUGAUAAGUUAUUGUAUUUUAUCUUGUUAAUUAUGUUGAUUAAAUUAUUUCCCCUAUA